AUGAAGACUUGCCUUGGAGUCGAUGAAGAAAUAGUCCAUGAUAUUGAAAACGGCACGCUACCAACAGCAAAUCCACCACAACCACAACAACAAGCAGCGGAGCAACAGAACCAGCAGAAGGCUAAAAGGGUUGAAUCUUAUGAAGUUUUUCGUCACCGAAAGGAUGCUGAAGCAGUAGUUGGAUUUCACAGCGGAGAGUGUGCUAUUUGUUUGGGGGAGUAUGAGGAAGACGAUGAGUGUGUGAUGCUUAAGAAAUGUAAGCACACGUACCAUCGUGAAUGCAUUGAUAAGGUGGAACAAGAUUCGUGUCCGGUUUGUCGUCAUAGUAUUGAUGUGAAAAUAGAAAAAUCUUAA
Molecule: messenger RNA, 354 nt
Organism: Fragaria vesca subsp. vesca
Lineage: Eukaryota; Viridiplantae; Streptophyta; Magnoliopsida; Rosales; Rosaceae
Product: RING-H2 finger protein ATL68-like
Exons: 1
Coding region: 1-354 (117 amino acids)
Source: RefSeq, a predicted model, not a curated record